GCAUACUUCAACGCUGGGAUCUGGCUUGCGUAUGAGUGAGCAGUAUAUACUGCCGAGGAGCCCUUUCGACCACUGCAAGGUGUGACCUUCAAAGUACGUAGUCCACUCGAAGCUUAGUGUCCCCGUAUAUUCUAAUCCAACCUCGCUGUCUGGCUGGUAGAGGUUUAUCGUCUUUUUCUUUGCGCUAACGCCAGCUUCUGUGAUAACAUCUGCAAGAUGUGAAUCGCUGAGGGCAUCUAUACUACUAUUAGAAGGAUAUAUCUUUGCUACGAACAUAGAGAGGAGAACCAGAGCUAUGGUUUAUGAGUGUUUUCCUAAAUCUAGCGUCGUCUUCCCCGUUAAUAAACUCUGUAGUGAAAAUGCUAAUAUUUCUAAUUGUCAUCGAGGCUUUAGAAGAGGGAAUUUGCUGCGAUCGAAGUUGCCGGGCGAUGCUGUGUCAACGGGUUUGGUGUCGGGAUUUCUAUUAUAUUCUAUUCUGUAACUGCACCUUCAAACUAAACACCCAAGAGCCACGAAAUGGACAAGAACUGGGAUGAAGGGUUAGCAGACGACGAUCCAGAGUUGCUAGAUGAAAAGCUCUUUACGAGAGAUGCGAGCUUAUUCGUGAUAGACGCGGCAGCAGGAAUGCAAGAAUAUCCACCUAGUCAAGAUCCCAAUGAUAGAAUCGACGAGGAAAUGCCGUUAUUACACCGCACAUUUGACGCCAUACUACGCUGUUUGAAGAGAAAAGCGUUCAAUUCAUCAGAUGAUUUAGUUGGCGUCAUUAUCUACAAUACUGAAGAAACGAAACCAGAUAAGGAGGGCUCAGAUGUUAAAGAGCACGUCUAUUGCUUACAGCCAAUUGAGCAGUUGAAUGGCAACAAUAUACGCAAUCUCAAGAAGUUGGUGGAUGGUUCACGCGCAGAUCCUGAACUUCUAUCACGUAAAUUUAAACCAGCUGUGUUUGAAAACAACCGUACGAGCAUGCCUAUUGGUAAUUUGUACAUCAGCUGCAACCGCUUUUUCAGAAACAACCCUCAGACGAAAAACGCAUCGAAACGUAUUUUCCAUAUCACCUGCAAUGAUGAGCCUCAGAAGAAUGCGCCAGAAGACUGGCUAACAGCCAGCCGAACUAAUGCAAGUGACCUCCUCGAGUCUGAAAUCAUUAUUGAACCUUUCUUUAUUGCACCCUCAUCUUCAGAUUUCGAUAUCAAGACAUCGUUUGACGUUAAGAAGUUCUACGCCCAGAUACUCCCAAAGAAAGAAAAUAAUGAGGAUGUCACAGACCCGUCCAUGGGAGAAGGAUUUGCAAAGUUCGACAAUUUGGAGGAAAAACUGAGAAAAUUGGAAAUACCAAAGAGAACGUCAUUCACGCAUAUGUUCGAAUUGGGUGACAAUUUUUCUAUCUCUGUGAAAGGAUAUCGUACGGUAGUCGAUCAGAAAUUUUUCCCUUACGUUAUGGUUGCCGAGAACAAGAAAGGCGAACUCGAGCAGACAGAGAAGGAAACGAGAUUGCAAGAUGAAUUCACGCUGAAUGAAAUCACACCAUCUGAAAUCAAGCAAGGUUUUGUCCUGGGAGACAAGAGUAGUGAUGGUGCACUAGUCAUACCAUGUAAUACUCAGACAUAUAACAGUAUCCGCACUUUCGACUUACCAGUCGGACUGAAACUACUCGGUUUCCAGGACAUAGAUACCCUCUCACCAUUGCACAACGUUGGAACAGCAAGUUUUAUAUAUCCCACUGAAGAUCUCAUUGAGGGUAGUACGAGGACAUUCUCUGCCCUUUUAAAGUCCUGCCUCAAACUCAAGAAACUUGCGUUGGUGAGAACAGUGAUGCGAAAAAACGCAGCACCAAUAAUCUCUGCUCUCCUACCACAAGAGGAAGUAAUAGACAGUGAUGAUGGUUCACAAAUAACGCCUAAUGGUUUCUAUUUAAUCCCACUACCCUUCGCAGAUGACUUGCGGAGUGUACCUCAGAUCGAAAAUAUGAAGGCUAACGAUGAGCAGACCGAAGCAGCUGGAAGAUGGCUUAAGAAGCUCAGGAAGAAAUCUGGUUAUGAUCCAAAAGAAUAUGAGAAUCCGUAUUUCAGAUUGCUAAGAAGAAACAUCGAAUCACAGGCAUUAGAUGAGCCGCUAGACGAGAAUGAUGUGAAGAAUGAUAAGACUUUGCCACCAAUUGAGCAAAUGAAGGAUCGUGCUGGUGGUUUAAUCGAUGAAUGGAAGUCCACUCUGGGUUGGGAUGUUGUGAAAGUCGACCCUGAGGUAGAGGAGGCCAAGCUAGCAGAUGUGAAACCUAACAAACGCAAGAUAGAUGCGACACUCGAUAAUGACGUCGAUGAUAGUGCCUUCAUUCAGAAAUGGCGCGCCAACCAACUUGACAAGUGUAGACUGGAUGAUCUCAAGAACUUCUGUCGCUCUCAUGGACUCAAAGUUCAAGGAAGGAAGUCAGACCUCAUUGAGCGCAUUUCUGCAAAGCUGGAAUCGAGUUAUGGUAAAUAAUAAAAUAAGGAUGAGACUAAGUAUAUUUAUUGCUAUGUUGUACACUAAUAUAUCAUUACA
Wallemia mellicola CBS 633.66 is the source of this 2538-nucleotide messenger RNA. RefSeq names its product ATP-dependent DNA helicase ii. Gene Ontology annotation, biological process: cellular response to gamma radiation; telomere maintenance; double-strand break repair via nonhomologous end joining. The record is from RefSeq and is a predicted model, not a curated record. NCBI's taxonomy places the organism in Eukaryota, Fungi, Basidiomycota, Wallemiomycetes, Wallemiales, Wallemiaceae. Gene Ontology annotation, cellular component: Ku70:Ku80 complex; nucleus. Gene Ontology annotation, molecular function: DNA helicase activity; telomeric repeat DNA binding; double-stranded DNA binding. The coding region runs from base 517 to 2478 and encodes 653 amino acids. The transcript is spliced from 10 exons.